UUAGAAAAGUUAAAUUUUAUAGACAACAAAAUGUCACUACAGCUGAAAGGUCGAGUUGGAUGCGAGAUUAGUCAUCAUGAGCUGAUUCUGACCGAACUGAUCUUUGAGAAUGUCCUCACAGAUCUACCAGCAGAAGAGAUUGUAGCACUGCUGUCUUGCAUGGUCUUCCAACAGAAAACCUGCAGUUCACCGGAUCUUACUGACAAUCUUGUGAAGGGAAUGGAGAAAAUUAAGGCAAUUGCUAGGAGCCUGGCCAUCCUUCAGCAGGAUUGUGGGAUUGAUGUUGAUAUUGAAGAAUAUGUGAGGCAGUUUAGAUUUGGACUGACGGAGGUUGUCUAUGAAUGGGCUAAGGGAACACCAUUUGCUGACAUCACAGCCUUAACAGACGUCUCUGAGGGAAUUAUUGUACGUACUAUCCAGCGUCUUGAUGAAACAUGUCGUGAAGUGGGAAAUGCUAGUCGCAAGAUAGGUAGCUCAACGCUGUUAGCUAAGAUGCGACAGGCUUCAGAACUUAUCAAGAGGGAUAUCGUAUUUGCAGCGAGCCUGUACACACAUAACUGAUCAUUAAGGAAAUCUUAGCACACCUGACUUGCAAUCUAUGUGGUGACAUGACUUGUUCUAA
Molecule: messenger RNA, 622 nt
Organism: Anneissia japonica
Lineage: Eukaryota; Metazoa; Echinodermata; Crinoidea; Comatulida; Comatulidae
Product: DExH-box ATP-dependent RNA helicase DExH11-like
Exons: 4
Coding region: 31-561 (176 amino acids)
Biological process (GO): nuclear-transcribed mRNA catabolic process, 3'-5' exonucleolytic nonsense-mediated decay
Cellular component (GO): Ski complex
Molecular function (GO): RNA helicase activity
Source: RefSeq, a predicted model, not a curated record